AGUUAAGGAGGUUGGCAUGGAAAUGUAAUGUUGAAAUGAUAAAAUGAGCAGCUCCUGGGCCCAAUUUGAGGCUAAUCUACGCAAAGAGCUUGGGAGAGGUGGACCAGAUAAGGACAGCGUUCCGAAUGAGCUACCUUCGGCUGCCUCCCAUCUCAAGAAGAAUGAUCUGUUUCUGUUUGGAUCUGGUUCAGUAUCCAACCUACUGGUUGUUUCAUGCCAUGAAUGCGGAGCUCUGCUCAAGCCUGCAUUCCUUGCGCAUCACAUCAGAAAAGUUCAUCCAGGACCGGUUCAAACGCAAGGCAGCAGCAGCAGCAGUAGUAACAGUAGUUCAGUGAUUAACACCACACGACACAGUACUCCCCCCAAACCACACCCCCAGAAAUUCAAACACCCCCUACCACCCAACAACCGAAUAGAGCAGCUCAUCCGAGAAGAGGAAGGUUUUGUCAAAACCAAACCUAAGAAUAAAAUUUCCCUAAAUGUCUCCUCAUCUGGCAACAAAUCGACGAAAAAGAACCUGAAAAAGGGUAGAGAUAGGAAAAAUCAGGUCAGAAAUCGACACCAGAAAAUGUCAGUGGAUGACAAGGAGAGUGAUACUAUAAUAUUGAACGCUAUGUCUCAUGUCGCAUCUCCGCCGCCAUCUCCACCCUCGCUCUACCCAUCCCCACCUCGCCUGACUAAGCCUCAAAAGAAGGUCACCAAAAGAGAAAUCAGCACGGAUCUCAAAAAUGUCGAACCUAAGGAGGAGUUCAAGUUGAAACCGGGUGUGUUUAACUUCAAAAGUUUGCUGAAACAGCUUCCGACGGUCAACAAAAAUGCGUUCCUUCAACGAAUACCGGAGGAUGUGACGAGAGAACAUCGGAACGGUUUGAUGUACCAACACCAACGACCUAGGCCUCUUGGGACGUCACAUUACGGUGGAAGGAGUAUGGGAUCAGGUCAGAUGGUGUUCACGAGAUGUUCGGAUAACUUGAGGGCUGCUCUUAAUAACAUACUGCCGUCUCCGCAGACCUAUGAGUGUACUUGCGAAAUAAAAUCACAAGACGCUUCAGUGAGCGAAGCUAUUGUCACCUCCACCGACUACCAGACUGAUUCUCAAGGGACUCGUAGCCAGCGGUUGGACGAAUACUCUGACAGUUUCUCUUCCUCCCGACAAACGUCCCCUGGUGUCGACAAGCUCCUCGACAUCUUCGAUCCGGAUAUUCUCGACAAGUCCUUCUCCGACGACUUCUUUUCCGACUCGUUAUCAUGGACUGACUAUGCAGAUCCCGGUAAACUUUCCAACAAACUGUUUGCUCCACCCGGGGCUAACAAGCCCAACAUCCCAAAAUUGAAAGUCGACACCAACCAGAUCAAGUCUAACAGUGCGAUGGCGGUGUUUGAGUUCGAUGACCCCGAGGAGGGACGUCGAGCGAAGGAGGAAGAGAGGAUGAGACUGAUGAGGACAGGAACUUCUUCCGGGAGGAAAAAUAAACGGAAAAUUACCAAGUCCCCUUCUCAGGCCUCUACUCCUAAGAAUACCACAACAGUUAAUGGAAAUUUCGAACAACCCUCUCCUUCCACAUCUACAUUCUCCAGCAAACGAGGACGAUACGAGGUAAUAGAGCUGGACCCCUCUCCGACCCCUCCCUCUACUUCUCCUAUCAAACACUGUGUCGCUUCUCCUCGUCAAUUUUCUUACAUGGUCGGAUACGGCGAACAAAGUGCCACAUGAAACUACGCGUCGCUAUGGAAACCAUCGCGCCACUUCCAUGGCAACCGAACUUUUUCCUUCUAUUCUCAAACACCAGUCCCAAUUAUUUGAAGAACUAUGAUAACUGAUAAGCCCAGAAAUGCUAAGGAUUGUCACUCCAUCUCUCGAUAAUUAUAAUUUGUUCAAUAAUUUAUUAUUUUCCUAUGUUUAGAUGACGGUUUGUCCAAAUGUAAAUUGUUUAUAUAACUAUUGAAGCUCGCAUAUCAUUGUAUUGCAUAUAUAAUAAUUAAUAAUUAAUUAUUUGAGUAUAUUAAAUCGAUAUGGCACUGCUGACGCAAUGCAAAUCCCGGAUUAUAGAAUUGAACAGUGUUUUGGAGUAAUUUUACUUAAGCAGUAAGUCCCUAAUAUUUGUCUAAAAAUCGUUUGUGUAUAGCAGUCGGUAGUAAUUAGUAAAUACAGUAAUUUGAUGUUCCCUAAUAAUAAUAAUAGUUAAGUUUUCUUCUUAAAUUGAAUAUUUAGACUUUUUCUUAUGCAAUCAUAUCAUAAUUCUAGGGUGUUAUGAUACAUUUUAUACUUACUUUGAUAUAAUCCAUUUUCUCUAGUUAAAAAUUGCAGUUUGUACCCCAGAUUUUAGUUAAGCUAUGUCAGUGACAAAAUUGGUCCUUUUAGCUGCCGUGUAACUAUAAUAAUGUCUUGUUAUUGAUAAAGCUGAUACCAGGAAUUCAACUUUAUGCCCUUGAGAGUUUUUAUAAAGCUUUCGAACUUGGUGUACACAUUGGUCGAUAUCCGGUUAUCUGUUUGGUUUAAAUAAAAAAGAAACCCAUGGAACUUAAGAAUCGAUUUUGUACUUUCGACCAAUGUGGUUGCACCAACGCUACAGUCAGAUCAUAGAUUUUAUCGUCAUCAAUUGUUGUACAUAGCAUUUUUACAGUCUGUUUGCAUCGGUGGUCAGCAUAUGACACACGAGUCAGUGUAAUCUCUCAGAAGCUGAGUUUUUGGAGUAUAGUUUUUGAAGAACCGAAUGUGAACUGGCUAGAAACGUAGCAACUGGCAGAACGUUAACAGGCAACAUUUCUAAUAGAGGACACUUAAAUUACUCGAGCGAAUCAUUCCUUCAUUCUAGAAUAGUAUUUUUAGUUAUCUGAAAAGAGAAUUUUGUUAAUUUUAAUAUUGAGGAUACAUAUUAUUAUGUUACAAAUCGAAA
Molecule: messenger RNA, 2897 nt
Organism: Bolinopsis microptera
Lineage: Eukaryota; Metazoa; Ctenophora; Tentaculata; Lobata; Bolinopsidae
Exons: 12
Coding region: 44-1714 (556 amino acids)
Source: RefSeq, a predicted model, not a curated record